AUGCAACAACAUCCAAGACAUAAUCCAUCCAAAAAUCUAUCAGCAAAUGAAUUACAAUGUUUAUACGAUAUACUUGGAAAAAAUUGUGUGACUUUAGGAACAGCUGUUGCAAAAAUUUCACAUGAUUCCGAUGGUACUUGGAUAGAACAAGCAUGCGGCGUUUUUUGUUUUGUUAAAGAUUAUCAUAAUCGAUCGUAUUAUUUUCGGUUAUAUGAUCUGAAAUUAGGAAACGCAAUUUAUGAAGAGAGAGCACCAUCUUCACUUCAUCUUGUAAAAGUGUCAGAUGCUUUUUACACAUUCGACGGAUCAAAUUGCAAAAUUGGAAUAAAUUUUGAUGAUGACGAUGAAGCGCAAACAUUUUCCCAUCAUUUUCAUGCAAAACAAGCCGAUCGACAAAAAAAGAAAAAAACUAAUGUACCAACAACCAUUGUGUCACAGCCAUCACCAUCAUUAGCAACAACCACUGUUGAUACUCUAAAAAAAUCAAAUGUAGCAAAAAAUUCGGAUUUUUCAAGAAUUGGUCCGAAUAAAAAGAUACCUGUUCGUCCUUAUAUAUCAGCACCAAUUCAAUCGACAUUGGUUCAUGUUAGUCAUAUCGGUACCAAUGAAAUUUUUUUCAAUAAUGAUGCAAAAAGACAAAUGUUCGAAAACGUAUUAGCUGGUAUGCAUAUAUCAGAAGAAGAGAAAUCAUAUGUUCGAGAAAUUGUAAAAACAGAUGUUGGUUUACAAAAACUUCUCGGAGAACCAGUAGCACCUACACAUGAUGCUAAUAAUCAAGGACAACGACAAAUAUCAAGUGGUGCACCAGAAAUACCUUCACGUAGUUAUAAAACUAUAGGCCGAAAUUCACCAACUGUACCUCCACUGUCACUCAUAGAGCUUCAAGAAGGAUCUGUUAUGGAUUCAAACCAAGUAAAAGCUCGGCGUGCACCUCCGUCACCGCCACCGUCACCUCCAAUGCCCGCAAAUUUAAUGAAUCAAAAUCAAAGUUCAGGUGGUGCGCUUACACUUCGCCCACCCCCACCACCUCCUUCUUCAAUGAAUCCAAUAAUUUCAAGGGGACCAGUAACGGAUUCAUCCUCUGUUCCAGCUUCAAGUUCGGUAAAUGAAAAUUUACUGGAUGAUGCUAGCUCCUUCGAUAUAUCUGGAUUAAAACAACGAUUGGAACGACUAGCAUUACGAGAAGUUUCACCAACAGAUGAUACAAAUUCUGAAGCACAAGAUAAAAUGGCAAUAAGAAUUUCCCAAAUUCUUGAUGAACGACAAGAAAAACUUAGUGAACCAGAAGUUCAAGAUAAUAGUUAUUCAAGUGACGAUGUAUUAUCUAACUAA
Molecule: messenger RNA, 1332 nt
Organism: Rotaria sp. Silwood1
Lineage: Eukaryota; Metazoa; Rotifera; Eurotatoria; Philodinida; Philodinidae
Source: the annotation of a GenBank genome assembly